AAAAGCCGGAUUCUUUUAACCACUCGACUAAAAUAUGUUGCUGAUUAUGUAAGUUGCCCUGAAUUUCCUCCUCAUAAUAUGUCUUUUCUAACUUCAGAUGAUAGUUGGAGUCUAUUUACCGAAAGACUAUUUAGAAAAGAUCCAUGUCCUCCACAACUAGAACCAAUAGGUAAGCAUAUCAUACAACAUUGUCAAGGAUUACCUUUCUCAAUUACUGUCAUUGCUGGACUUCUUGGCAAGGUGGAUCCUACCCGUGAUAACUGGAAGAAAGUUGAGGAAAAUUUGAACUCAUUCUUUGGUACGGUUUCUGAACAGUGUCAAACAAUUCUUUCUUUGAGCUACCGUUACUUGCCCCAACAUUUGAAGGCUUGUUUUCUCUAUAUUGGAGGUUUUCCUGAAGAUAUGGAGAUUAGUGUUUCGAAGUUGAUUAGGCUAUGGAUUGCUGAGCUAUUCGUAAAGCCAAGAAGCAAUAAAAGGUUAGAAGUGGUGGCGGAGGAAUAUCUACAAGACUUAAUUGAUAGAAGUCUAAUUUUGGCCGGUACACGAAGGCCUGAUGGGAGGAUGAAAACUUGCAAAAUUCACGAUCUUCUUCGACAGUUAUGCAUAAGAGAAUCUCAACUUGAUAAUUUUAUGCAUGUACUGAAUGAUAAUGACUACACUUUCUCAAAAGACAUUGAUAUUUAUCCACGGCGAGUGAUGCUUUCAUGUCAUGUUAGUCAUCCAGAACAUGGAAGUGGUACUACAAGUACAACCCGCAGCUUGGUUUUUAUGAGCUUUUUUGAUAAAUUUUCCCGACAGUGUCCUUGUUCCAUUAUCUACAAUUUCAAGCUGCUAAAGGUGUUGGACUUUUCAUCAAUUGAUUACGAUUUUUGUCGUAUAAUACCUGAACUUGUACAUUUAAGAUAUGUUGCUGCAAACAUUGAAGAAGCUCCUUCACUAACCAUAUUGAGGAAUUUACGGACCAUAAUUCUUCGUACUAUAGAAAAAAAAGAUUUGGAUCUCCCACUAGAGAUCUGGACAAUGUCAGAUAUAAGACAUCUUGAUAUUGGACGGCAUAUACAUAUGCCUAAUCCUCUAGAGGCAGAAAGUCGUGGCAUUGGAGAACAACCUUUGUUCCUCAACAACUUGCAGAAACUUGCUCUAUAUUCCUCUCCCUUUGAGGCGGAAAUCCUAAGAAGAACUCCUAAUCUAAAUAAGCUGAGGGUUACAAAUAUUGAUAGCACUCAGUGGUCCGAUUUUCUUGAUUGUCUCUUUCUUCUACAGGGGCUUGAGACACUAGAUAUUCGGGCAGAAGUAUCACAUGGUCAACGCGUUCUCCAUAGGAAUAUUUUUCUGCCUAAUAUCAAGCAAUUGAGAUUACGCUUCACUAGUUUGGCAUGGGAAGAUAUGGUUGUAUUGGCUAAUUUACCCAAUCUUGAGGUUCUCAAAGCACAUUGUGGAUUCAUAGGGACAGAUUGGAGACUAAAUGAGAAUGUUGUGUUUCAAAGAUUAAAAUACCUACGCCUCGAGUGGGAAGAUCUGGAAAGGUGGGAAGCAGCUAGUGAUAAUUUUCUGAUGCUUGAGCAAUUAGUCCUGGCUAUGUUAUUUAGGCUGGAGGAGAUUCCCCAGAGUAUCGGAGAAAUAAUGACGCUAAAACUAAUACAAAUAGAAUAUUGCGGCUCUACAGUCGAGACUAGUGCAAAGAAAAUUCAACAAGAGCAAGAAAGCUGGGGCAAUGAUGAGCUUCAAGUUCGAAUUAUUAGGUAAGUUAAAAAUUCCAUCUUUGAUUAUUAGCAAUAUCUUGUUGAUUAAAAUUGUCAAUUUUCUUGGAAGUACUAGUUCUUUUAACCCCAACCAAGGAGGAUUAUCAGUAGUUACUGUCUGAACUAAAACAAACAUUACACCAGCAUAGUUUGUACAACAACUAAGAUGUGUUUGUUAAGCUUGAUUAUGACAAUUUAGUUCUCUAGA
Messenger RNA from Capsicum annuum, 1950 nucleotides. RefSeq names its product putative late blight resistance protein homolog R1B-16. Gene Ontology annotation, biological process: defense response to other organism. The transcript has a single exon. The annotation marks the transcript as partial. The record is from RefSeq and is a predicted model, not a curated record. Gene Ontology annotation, molecular function: ADP binding. NCBI's taxonomy places the organism in Eukaryota, Viridiplantae, Streptophyta, Magnoliopsida, Solanales, Solanaceae.